This is a messenger RNA of Aplysia californica (California sea hare), 2922 nucleotides long. RefSeq lists its product as uncharacterized. The record is from RefSeq and is a predicted model, not a curated record. Bases 379 to 1287 code for a protein of 302 amino acids. NCBI's taxonomy places the organism in Eukaryota, Metazoa, Mollusca, Gastropoda, Aplysiida, Aplysiidae. The transcript has 4 exons.
GACCAAGGACCGAACCCUGAGGAACUCCAUACUUUAGAGCGUUGUACACGACCGCACUUUGCCCGCCCAACAAGCGGUUGGCUUCACAAUGACGUUAUUGUCCCAACCCUUGAGCCCGGACAAGUUUCACUCCUUUUACAACUGGGAAGGAAAGGAGAAUUUCUUGACGGCUUUGACUUACUACAACAAUCAGGUGUUGUCACACGGCACGAAGAUGGUGAGGACGCUUCCAGUGACGCUUCACCCCCCAAGGAUGAGCGCCACGAAGCAGAGACAGCUGAAUGCAAGCAGAAGGCAUGCCUUACAGACGGGCGUAACUGCAAGUCCUUGUACUUGACCACUCUUGCGCGGGGAGUGCCAGGCUACCACGAGGCGGAGAUGAGUUUCCGAGGGGAGGCAGACCUUCAGAGACAUUUCAUCGACUGUGACAAGCACCCAGGGCACGAGAUGUUCACCCCAGUCUCCACCUUCAGCGUCCGCGAUUUACCAGAGGGGUAUCAAGACCCGGAUAUUGUGGCCUACAUACGAGCCCAGGCGGAUCUGACAGUCCGAGUGGUCAGUCGAUACACCAGCUCGGAUAGACCGGACAACUACGCGUUCAGCGGUAUCAAAGGAGAGACGUUUUUGAGGACUGGAACCGGGUUCAUUCAGUACGUGUACAAAUGUGAGGGCCGGACGGAUAAACCGUGUCCUUGCCCAGAGUGCAAGAAUUCGGACGCUCCUCGAGCUCAGUGGGCCAAGGUGAAAAUACGUACAGCCACCCAUGUCGUUUUUGAUGACACGGAAGCGAAACAUUCUGUAGCGGAGUUGUUUUAUGACAAUCACGAGGACUUGAAGAACGGGAAAAUAAAAACUGUGUUCGGAGACAAUGUUUGUUUCGGGGCGAUACGGGGUGAUUGGUGCGACAUGCGCUGUGUUACUCACGACCUUGACCUGUGCGACUACAUCAAGGACGCCUGGGGUCGCUGGAGGUGGCUGGAGUCAAAGGUCAAUGAGAAGUUCAGAGGCGACGAGCAUCGGCUGUCAGUGGUGGUGUCCCACCCACAUGGCUGCAACAAGCAGGUCAGCGUGGGCCGCUGGGCGGAUCGUGUGGUGGUGGGCGGGUCCAAAGGCUGGGAGAGUAGCGUAUACUCCUAUGACACGCCCACAUGUCCCGGAAGUAGUGGCGCCCCUGUGUGGCUGCUGGGGAAAGUCAAGUGGGGAGGAUUCUUCGGGAGACACCCUCACAGUGGCCGCCCUUUGGAAGGUUUGAACCUCAGCGCUACGGGAUUGGACAGAACCUCGUGAUCAUUUUCAUCAAAACUAUCUCAAUACCACUGGGUUGGGAAAAAAUCUAAAAAUGUAUUUUAUUAUUAUUACUAAAACUAACGCCAAUGCUAUUUGGUUGGAUAAAAUCUCAAACUUAAUUAUUACUAUCAUCAACACCAACAGCAAUGCUAAUUAUUAAUUUGGAUUAACUCCUCUAAUCUCUUGAAUCGAUACUAAACCCAGUGCUACUCGUGGACUGGACGGACUCUGUGGUCACGUUGAUCAAAACUAACCUCAAUGUUACUGGAUUGGAUAGAAUGUCGUGAAUAAUAUUACUAUUAUCAAAAUUUCACACUCAAUGCUGCUGGAUGGAUAAAAUCUCGUGAUUAAUAUUACAUGUACUAUUGUCAAAGCUUCACUCAAUGCUACUGGAUUGGAUAAAAUCUCGUUACCACUUUAUAGAAAACUAACCUUGUUGCUAUUGGGUGGGAUAAAAUCGCCUAGGAUAAAAUCACGUGAUAUAAUAAACCUCAGUGCAAGUGAGUGGGAUAAAAUCUCGUGAUCACUUUAUUCAAAACUAAUCACAGUGCUGCUGGGAAGGACAAAUAAUACAGACAGCGAGCACCAGUUUCGUUAGUUUAAGUUUUAAUAAGGGUUAAAUGGCACUUUCUACACAAAUGCUGUUGCAGGUUGCCAAAAUCCUUUUUUUUUUAAAUUCACAGCAGUUUCGAGAUAAAGAAUUUUUUAAUUUUUUUUUGGUCUGCAUAUUCAUCUUUGAAAAGUGUUUUUCGGAAUUUGAAUUCUAAUCUAUCUUCUUUUUAAAAACUAGUCACAGUUUCACUUUGAUGUUUUUUUCACACAAGUAGAGUAACUGAUCAUACUUUCUUUUUUUUUAAAUUGGCACCAGAAAUGAAAAGAUGGCGUGUUAUCAGCUUACGGAAGAGUAAGUCAUAUAAGUGCUAAAGGUUAGAGAUGUUACUCUGUAGUAACGUUCCAAGAAAAGAAGGAGAGAUAAUGACGAUAGACAUAUUAGGCCUAUGUUAAUUUGAUAGGAAAGAAGGGGAAAAGCACACCAGAGUAUCCACCAACCACCCGCCACCAGUGUCUAUUCAAAUUUAAUACGAAACAUUUAUUGUAAUUACCGACCUCUAAGUCAUGUAGUAAAACCUCUUGGAACGGCUGGUAUCUUGCUGGUCUUGAAUGUUUGGGACCCUUUUAAUUCUUUUCGUGCCAAUCCACAAUAUAACGUACAUAGCUAUCGUAAGUCUCCAGUGCAAAACUUAUCCUUUUUUCGAUGAAUAGAUCCAUUCAAUGUAUUUUGUUCAGACACCAUUUUCUAGUAUUUAAUUAUUUUGUCUCUCUUUUGAUGUACAACAUAUAUAUUUGUGUGUGUGUGUGUGUGUGUGUGUGUGUGUGUGUGUGUGUGUGUGUGUGUAUGGAGAAAAGCUAUUUCUGAGCAACGGGGGGGGGGGGGGGCUAAUAAAAAGUCGUGCAUUGUCAAAAAUUUAGUUCCAUCAGAAAACACACGUUUUCAAUAACGUAUUGAAUGGGUUUUAUGAUAGUAUAAAUAUUCUUAUAUUUAUAAUUAUUGUUGCAAGAAGAAGAAGAAGAAGAAGAAGAAGAAGAAGAAGAAGAAGAAGAAGAAGAAGAAGAAGAAGAAGAAGAAAAAGAAGA